Molecule: messenger RNA, 3678 nt
Organism: Opisthorchis viverrini
Lineage: Eukaryota; Metazoa; Platyhelminthes; Trematoda; Opisthorchiida; Opisthorchiidae
Exons: 10
Coding region: 1-3678 (1225 amino acids)
Source: RefSeq, a predicted model, not a curated record
AUGGAAAAUAUGGACGAAGGUGCGGAGGAGCAAGUUUGUUCACGGGACGUGCACACCUUGGAGCGAGGCUCAACAUUAUCGCCUCAACUGAAUUACAUUCCACCUGGACUUAAAUGUCAGCUUUCCACUGCAUGUGGCGGACAGCCAACGGUGUGUGCUGUUGGACGAUUCGUGGUCGGGCACAUCUGGGGUCCUUACUUAGUCCAUCUGAGCCAAGAGUGCAAAAAAAGCUUGCACACUUUGGGGGAACAAAGCCCAGGAAACGUGCUAAAAAUCGCUGUGAAAAAUUCCAACUGUCCGGUGGAUGAGACUACGAUUGUGCUGGGCGAGGAACACAUGUGGAUCAAGUUACUGCACGAAUCAGGUAUUCGAAUGAGUCAACAGGAGUCUAACGUGGAUCUAGUAUUGGAUCCGUCGUCAAAAACAAUUACACUGAUUGUCACAAGAGAAUUGGAUCCCAAUGACAUGCUUUACGGAGCUUUGAGUGUACGGCCUAAACAUCGUAGUACCCAUACAAAGCGUCCUGCAAGCCGAGUAAACACGUUCACUGCGAAUAUUGAUGGUUCAACUGCAAAUGCACUGUCGAAUUGUUUCACUACGCACCAAAUGCUCGCUACGGCAUCAUCUGAUCGCGAUACUGCAUCAACUUACCCCUUGGGUGAUUCGCUUCCCAAUAUAAAAGUUCCUUCACUGAACCCGAUCCUUUCAACUUUAGUUUUGAAGUCUCUAGGACAACUCAGUCCCAACUGGAUUUCGCAAUCCACGGCAACUUCAACCCUGUUACCCUUUCUGAACAAAAUUUCGGCAGCUACCGCUCCUGGGAAGAUUCACUCACCACCCGCUAAAAGGCAGGAAAACGCCGCUCAGCCUCUGGGAACCGUAUCACCCGAAAGUCAAAACCCUUCCACAUCAGAAGACGUCUCUCUGUUUCUCAAAGACGGACUGGAUUAUCAAGCUAAGAGGCCAACAGAACCAGAAAAUUCGGGUUCGGCUUGCGAUGUCUUGUCCUGGGACACAUCCACAACGCCGGCACCAGUAUACUGUAUUGGUUGUCAGCGCUACUUUGCAUCAAAUUAUCUUUACAUCUGCCAUUUGCAGAUGAGCACGCGGUUGCUGCGUGUUGGAAACGUAGCUUCUUCACCGCAAAACUCCACCACUGAAGAGAACCCUGUCGCCCGACAUGAGGAAUGUUCGUUCCAGUCAGUUGCUGAGGCAUCAGCGCGGCUUGGAUUGGUCCUGACUGCGCCUCUUUUUACUGCAACUGGUUUGCAGUUUGUUCCCGUGCAUCCAGCUUGUGGUCUACUUAAUAAUCAUCAACCGGCUUCUGGUAGCCCGCAUUCCCCAGGCUCCAGAACUGCGCCUACAAAACGAACAGAAUCACACGGUGACCAACCCGACCGAUGUCCAUCCGCACACCAGAUCAUGACCAACCAGACUGCUGGAAGUGUACUUGAUUUGUCUUGCGCUUCGCAGCCCGAGCCGCUGACUACUUCACUGCUUCAUAGCCCCGGGCUCGUAUCACAGCUGUGUGCCACCCCCGCAAACUCGUAUUCACCAAUUACUGAGGGUUGUGUGGACAAUAAACCUGAAAUUCCUUCUAUGGCUUAUGCGCAGGGUUCCAGUGGACAUAUCGAUCCUACACUGGUUCAGUUUUUUGCUCAGUUAUUAGGUAACGCUGUAAAUGAUGAUGUAAAUAUUGAGAAAACUCUGGCAGACCCGAGUAAUGCUGUGAACUCCCAGUCGUCAAACUCUCUGCCGCAGCUGAUGGCCCAACUCUACCUGGCAACUGUUCCCUCAGAUGUUCAGCGUUUCCCGGCCCUAGUAACACUACCGAAAUCCCCAGACCAGAGCGCGCGGACAGAGCUGCUUGGUCAGUCAUCUCAUCUGCUCAGCUGCACACAGAGUGGACCAAACAGAUCGGUGUCACAGGCCCAAGCAAGUGACAUUCGACAAAAUUUAGGCGAAAUAUUUCCAGCAUUCGCUCUGUUGAAUUCCAUCUAUCCCGGCACCAGAUUCGGGGACCCACUGGUGUGCAGCGCAUUACUUGGCGCACAAAAGACGAAAAAUACAACGUCGCCGAAAGUUGGACUGCCAAUCAUCGACCGCCCUAGCAGUCCACCACAUUCACCACAACCCCAGAUUGCCCUUCAGAGACCUUACUUGUGCACCUACUGUCAGACACGUUUCCAAGCUUUCACCACCUUCCAAGUGAGCCCAUCCGUCAGUACUGAUCUUGCAUCGGCAUUGACCGUGAUAUCUGUGCGUCCGCUGGCCCCGACAGCCUCAGGCAUAUUAAACUCAAUAUUCAAGCUUCGACGCCCGGUUUAUAUGCCUGAAUUAACGCUACGUAACUGGCGAUUCAUAGGCCACCGGAGUAGAAUAUACAGGGGACGGUAUCGACCGAAAUCACCUGACGGAAGAACCUUGCUUGACUGGAUACCAUUUGAUAAUCAGCUCUUUGUGGUUUAUAUAAACGUCUGUGAGGGGUUCAUACGAGCGGGAAGUGGAUUUUUUUUUAUCAUGUAUGUGUACGUCCCAACAGACUAUAGCCCUGAUACCAUCAAACACCGGUUUUAUGGUGCCUUGAAUGCCUUGGUAAGUUUCUUUGUAUUCUCGGACUUGAAGACAUGUGAGAGCAUAUGCGGUUCUCUCCAAGAGCUUCCGUACACAGUGUUGUCCAACAAGGAUGCCCACACUCCAUUCCUAGUUAAUUUCGUGAUGGACGAGAUAAUGAGGCGAACUCUGGACGUUUUUCAUACCCUGGUGCUUAAAAAGCUGUUAGAAAACAAGUGUUUGGUUGUGCAACAGAUACUUCAAUCGAAGUAUGUGACCGAAUAUUGUAGUGGUUGGGCCACGUGUUGCGCACGCCCCGGGCUCGUAUCACAGCUGUGUGCCACCCCCGCAAACUCGUAUUCACCAAUUACUGAGGGUUGUGUGGACAAUAAACCUGAAAUUCCUUCUAUGGCUUAUGCGCAGGGUUCCAGUGGACAUAUUGAUCCUACACUGGUUCAGUUUUUUGCUCAGUUAUUAGGUAACGCUGUAAAUGAUGAUGUAAAUAUUGAGAAAACUCUGGCAGACCCGAGUAAUGCUGUGAACUCCCAGUCGUCAAACUCUCUGCCGCAGCUGAUGGCCCAACUCUACCUGGCAACUGUUCCCUCAGAUGUUCAGCGUUUCCCGGCCCUAGUAACACUACCGAAAUCCCCAGACCAGAGCGCGCGGACAGAGCUGCUUGGUCAGUCAUCUCAUCUGCUCAGCUGCACACAGAGUGGACCAAACAGAUCGGUGUCACAGGCCCAAGCAAGUGACAUUCGACAAAAUUUAGGCGAAAUAUUUCCAGCAUUCGCUCUGUUGAAUUCCAUCUAUCCCGGCACCAGAUUCGGGGACCCACUGGUGUGCAGCGCAUUACUUGGCGCACAAAAGACGAAAAAUACAACGUCGCCGAAAGUUGGACUGCCAAUCAUCGAACGCCCUAGCAGUCCACCACAUUCACCACAACCCCAGGUUGCCCUUCAGAGACCUUACUUGUGCACCUACUGUCAGACACGUUUCCAAGCUUUCACCACCUUCCAAGCCACCGGAGUAGAAUAUACAGGGGACGGUAUCGACCGAAAUCACCGGACGGAAGAACCUUGCUUGACUGGAUACCGGUUGAUAAUCAGCUCUUCGUGGUUUAUAUAA